Molecule: messenger RNA, 1599 nt
Organism: Cordyceps fumosorosea ARSEF 2679
Lineage: Eukaryota; Fungi; Ascomycota; Sordariomycetes; Hypocreales; Cordycipitaceae
Product: quinate permease
Exons: 2
Coding region: 1-1599 (532 amino acids)
Biological process (GO): transmembrane transport; carbohydrate transport
Cellular component (GO): membrane
Molecular function (GO): carbohydrate:proton symporter activity
Source: RefSeq, a predicted model, not a curated record
AUGACAAUCCUCGCCCUCAAAGAAGACCGGCCCACGCCCAAGGCCGUCUACAACUGGCGCGUCUAUGUCUGCGCCGCCACCGCCUCCUUCGCCGCCUGCAUGAUCGGCUACGACUCGGCCUUCAUCGGCACCACCCUCGCCCUGCCCUCCUUCGUCUCCGAGUUCCGCUUCGCCGAGUACUCCCCCUCGCGCCUCGCCCUCCUCAAGCAGAACAUCGUCUCCGUCUACCAGGCCGGCGCCUUCUUCGGCAGCCUCGGCGCCUACUACGCCAGCUACGCCCUCGGUCGCCGCAAGACCCUCUUCCUCUUCGCCCUCAUCUUCACCCUCGGCGCGGGGCUCAUGCUCGGCGCCAACGGCCAGCGGGGGCUCGGCCUGAUCCUUGCGGGCCGCGUGCUCGCGGGCAUCGGCGUCGGCGGGUGCUCCAACAUGACGCCCAUCUACAUCUCGGAGCUGGCGCCGCCGGCGGUCCGCGGACGGCUGGUGGGAAUCUACGAGCUCGGAUGGCAGAUUGGUGGGCUGGUCGGGUUUUGGAUCAAUUACGGGGUCAACAGGACGAUGGCGCCGAGCCACUCUCAGUGGCUCAUCCCGUUUGCGGUGCAGCUCAUCCCCUCCGGCCUGCUCCUCAUCGGCACCGUGUUCAUCCCGGAGUCGCCGCGCUGGCUGUUCUCCAAGGGCCGCCGCGACGAAGCCAUCAAGGGCUUGUGCUGGAUGAGGAACCUGGAGCCUACCGACAGAUAUAUUCGGGAGGAGAUUGGUUUCAUCGACGAGGAGCUUGAGCGCUUCAACACCGAGGUUGGCCAAGGCUUCUGGCGACCAUUCAGGGCCUUGAAGGAGAGGAGAAUCCAGUGGAGGUUCGCCAUCAGCUCGCUGCUCUUCAUUUUCCAGAAUGCCUCUGGCAUCAACGCCAUCAACUACUAUAGUCCUACCGUCUUCAAGAGCCUCGGCAUCACCGGUACCAACACCGGCUUCCUCACCACCGGCAUCUUUGGCGUGGUCAAGACUGUUCUCACCGUCAUAUGGCUCCUCUUCCUCAUCGACCGACUCGGUCGCCGCAUGCUCCUCAUGGUCGGCAGCAUCGGCGGCUCCCUCUGCAUGUUCUUCAUCGGCGGCUACAUCAAAAUCUCCGGCUCUCACUCCUCCUCCACCUCCGGCAGCCUCUCCCCCGGCGGAAUCGCGGCCAUCUUCUUCUUCUACCUCUGGACUGCCUUCUACACGCCCUCGUGGAACGGCACCCCCUGGGUGCUCUGCUCCGAGAUGUUCGACCAGACCACGCGCUCGCUCGGCCAGGCCAACGCCGCGGCUAACAACUGGCUGUGGAACUUCAUGAUCGCCCGCUUCACCGAGCAAAUGUUCAACGCCUGGGGCUACGGCGUCUACUUCUUCUUCGCCUCGCUCAUGAUCGUCUCAUGCGUCUUUGUCUUCUUCUGCAUCCCCGAGACCAAGUCGGUGCCGCUCGAGGCCAUGGAUAGGCUGUUCCGCAAGAAGCCAGUGUGGCGCGCGCACGGCUUGAUCAUGGAGGAGCUUCAUCAGCAAGAGAUUGAGUCGACGGGCGAUAGUAGCGGCAGGCCUGAAAAGGGUCACAGCGAAGAAGUUGAGUAG